UCAAAAGUUGCUGUCCGAAAUUGAUCAGUGAAUGAUAUUUGUUCGAUUUUUAGCAGUCUUCGAACUGUCCAUUGUGUUUUAAUUGUGAUCUUCCAAGUAUAUAGUAAACAAAGACUUUAUAAGCACAUCACGAUGGCUUCAGAAUUAUUAGCAGAAACUACGGGUGAAGUCCGUGAGAAUUUGGUAAUUGUGACCACAGCUGUGAAAUUUCUAUCCAAUCCGAAUGUCCAGAGAUGCACAAUGGAGAGUAAAGAGAGAUUUCUACGCAGCAAGGGAUUGACGGAUGUUGAGAUACACAAAGCCAUAGAGAAAUGUGCGGACAUGAUAGAUGCACCUACAUUGGCCUCUGAGCUGCUGAUGUUCCAGCACUCCAAGAGGUCAUGGUUCAGAAAUAGAAUAUUACCUGUUAUCAUCUAUGGUAGUGUUAUCUAUGGCUGCUAUUGGCUUUAUAAGAAUUGUCUGAGGCAACUGCUAUUUAUUGAACAACCCAAGAGGAAGACAACAGUGGAAUGUUUGGACGAGCUCCGGAAAUCUUUAGACCUAAUGAACAGCAGCAUCUCAUCAUUACGGACGGAGUUGCAGACCACCGCCCAGCAGAAUGUCCUCAGGUCACAGUUAGACAACUUAAAAGCAGAUAUAGCUUCAGUGAAAGGGAUAUUAUUAAAUAGAAAUCAGUUUCCAACGCUCAAAACGCGCACCGAACCGCCGUCCAUACCGGCGUGGCAGAGACAAUCUGAAGAAGCAUCUUCCACCGAAGUAGUUGAGGAGAAGAAGAAGCCACAUAGAAGUCGCAGCCAGCGCUCAGAGUCCGGGGGCUCUAAUUCGAGCGAGGGAGAGCAGGCGACUAAAAACAGCGACAGCAGCUUGGAGAUCAUAACAUGAAGACUAGUCUUUAGAAGAAG
This is a messenger RNA of Aricia agestis (brown argus), 902 nucleotides long. RefSeq names its product peroxisomal membrane protein PEX14 (gene Pex14). The record is from RefSeq and is a predicted model, not a curated record. Gene Ontology annotation, cellular component: peroxisomal membrane; peroxisomal importomer complex. Lineage: Eukaryota; Metazoa; Arthropoda; Insecta; Lepidoptera; Lycaenidae. Gene Ontology annotation, biological process: protein import into peroxisome matrix, docking. The transcript has 5 exons. The coding region runs from base 133 to 882 and encodes 249 amino acids. Gene Ontology annotation, molecular function: signaling receptor binding.